ACACAGAAAUAUUUUAAUCACGUCCUCACAUCAAAGAAAACUAAGCCAAGUAUAUUUAUAAAUAAAUAAAAAAUGCUUGACAAACUUAUCGGAGAGUACGGGCAUGGAUACGGCAAUGGGUACGGCCACAAGGAUCACAGAAGCAGCGGCUACGGCUUUGAGGAGCACAAGAAGUACGAGUCUCAUAUGGAGUCAGAAGGAGGCUACUUUGACCGUCAAGCCCGCUACGACCACCGCGUGAGGCUUCCGGUCAAUCACGGCCGUCCACCCAUGGCUCACAUGCCUCCCUGUGAUGAAGAAGACUCCGACUCAGAUGUAGAGGAGUUCUAUAAGAGCAGCCGAAGCCACCACACUACUGUGUUACCGGACCACGGAAAAAUCCACCGCCAACAACCACCUCAUAUGAACUUCAUGCCCCCACCUCCGAUGUCUCAACCUCACCACAAUGGAAAGAUGGGUAAUGGAUGGCAGGGGAGGCAUGAAGAUGCAUACCUCGGUGGGCAUGGGAUGCAGCACCACGGUGAGCACGGGAUGCAGCACCACGGUGAGCACGGGAUGAAGCACCACGGUGAGCACGGGAUGCAGCACCACGGUGAGCACGGGAUGAAGCACCACGGUGCGCACGGAAUGAAGCACCAGGACAGGCUUAUGGCUCCGCAGGUGUUACCACAUCAUGUCUACAUGAACCCAAACAGCGGAGGCGGCCACCACAAGGCCGGGUGGGGGAAUAAGGGACUCUAACUGCAACCAACUACUCUACCGGUUCAAAUAAAAAGUAAUGAUUAUGUAUAAUACCAGUUAACGAAACUAUAAUUAAGAUGUGUGUGUGAGGAACAUGUUUCAGCAUCCUACUAAACCUAAACAUAGGCCUUUUAGCAAAAAAAUAAAGGAAGUGUUCUUGUUUGAGAAACUUAUGAUUACUAAAAGGAGUGUUGUUGUUGCUGCUUAUGUUAAAUAAAAGUGAUGCAAGUAUUAUGAAUUUA
Brassica oleracea var. oleracea is the source of this 983-nucleotide messenger RNA. Its product is annotated as histidine-rich glycoprotein-like. The transcript has 2 exons. The record is from RefSeq and is a predicted model, not a curated record. NCBI's taxonomy places the organism in Eukaryota, Viridiplantae, Streptophyta, Magnoliopsida, Brassicales, Brassicaceae. The coding region runs from base 73 to 741 and encodes 222 amino acids.